Molecule: messenger RNA, 7382 nt
Organism: Diabrotica virgifera virgifera (western corn rootworm)
Lineage: Eukaryota; Metazoa; Arthropoda; Insecta; Coleoptera; Chrysomelidae
Gene: MESK2
Product: protein NDRG3
Exons: 9
Coding region: 285-1634 (449 amino acids)
Biological process (GO): signal transduction
Cellular component (GO): cytoplasm
Source: RefSeq, a predicted model, not a curated record
AAAUCAAAUUAACUGAUUCAUUAAUUUGUGCAUUAUAAACAUUUAAAAAACACAAAAUCAGGGCUUGUUAAUGAUGUUACGCCAUUGAUCCCGACAUGGAUCUAGCAACCCAGUCACGUGGUCUCUUAGCGACCAAUAAGACAGGUUUAAGCAUUAAAUUACAACAGUUCUCAAGUAAACGUCAAAGUAACAAUUUGUUAAAAGACUAGUGUUUUGUGUUACUUAUUGUUAUUGUUAAAAUAAAUAACAGUGAAACUAACAAGCGUGGGGCAACAGGAGGCGCAAUGCCCGUCGGCAGCCUAACGGGCACUUAUCGAUCCCUGACCGGUUCGAAUGCUGUUUACCGGUCCACAACGAUGGUGCCGACCGGCGCCGGGCCGCAGCCGCCGGGCCAGUCCGGCUCUGGCGGCCUCGGCCUUCUAGAUGGGUUCAAGAAAGCUUUUAGCUUUGUCUCUGGAACCUACAGCAACGCCGAGCCGGACGGAAGGGAAGAGAGACUCCUUGGAGAUGGGAGUGGACAGAGGACGAGCAUUGCUAGCGGCAGGACUGAUAGUGCUAACACUAACACAAACAGAAAAAUGCCCUCUUCCGGAUUAGCUGAAGAGGCGGCCCUUUUGGGUACUAUGCCUUCUGACAGCAUGGACGACAUUGAGCUGAAGAACAUCCAACUCCAAUUCCCGACUGCCAGAUCAUUAUCCAGGGACGACUCGUCUGUCAUGGAGGAAGUCGUCGAAACAGAUCGUGGAAACGUGGUGGUUGCUGUACAAGGUUCCAGGAACAAGCCUGCCAUUUUGACGUACCAUGAUCUUGGAUUAAAUUAUGUAUCCAAUUUCCAGGCAUUUUUCAAUUACAUUGACAUGAGAGCUUUAUUGGAAAAUUUCUGCGUCUAUCACAUCAACGCACCAGGACAGGAAGAAGGUGCUCAAACACUUCCAGAAGACUACCUUUACCCAACGAUGGACGAACUUGCUAACCAAGUCUCGUACGUAAUGACCCAUUUCGGUCUGAAACAGUUCAUAGGAUUCGGCGUCGGCGCAGGUGCGAAUAUUCUCUGCCGGUACGCCCUGAAUCGUCCAGAACACGUUUCGGCGCUGUGUCUGGUCAACUGCGCUAGUACUCAAGCUGGUUGGAUAGAGUGGGGGUACCAAAAACUUAAUACUAGACAUCUGCGUUCGAAAGGAAUGACCCAAGGUGUUUUAGAUUAUUUGAUGUGGCAUCACUUUGGUAGGCAAACCGAAGAACGAAACCAUGACCUAGUUCAAGUUUACAAAAGUUAUUUCGAACGAAACGUAAACCCCACCAACUUAGCUCUCUUUAUCGACAGUUACGUCAGAAGGACAGAUCUCAAUAUCCACAGAGAAAUGGAUCCACUCAAAAAGAAGAAUGCGAGCUUAGCGAUGCCUGUGAUGAAUAUAACUGGCUCUAUGAGUCCUCACAUGGAGGAUACUGUCACGUUCAAUGGAAGACUUGAUCCAACUAACUCAUCUUGGAUGAAGAUUUCUGAUUGCGGUAUGGUAUUAGAAGAACAACCGGCGAAAGUUAGCGAAGCAUUUAGAUUAUUCCUACAGGGCGAAGGAUACGCUAGUUCAGUGAAACUGUGUCCAAGGAUAGAACCUGUGUUGGAGAAAUACUAGACGAAAUUUUUGAUUACCUAUCGGUUGAAAUUAUGUUAUUCGACUGUUUAUUUUUAGCAAAAAUCUGAAAUGUUAAUGAAUAAUGAUGAGUAAUGAUGUUAAAGCAAAUAAAGACAGCUAAGUGCAACAACGGCUUCUCACGCUUUCAUAAUUUUUUAGGCUUUUGUAUGUGAAUGAAAUUCCUAUAACCUAUACAACGCCGAGGCUAAUAUCUAGAGGGACUUCUUCCUCUAUUGUUUUAAAGAAGUUCUUGGUGGAACUCCUAAGUAGAGCACAGAGCUUCAGUGAAAAUGCGCUAUCGAGUUCUAUUUUGCGCUAAGGUCUUUGCCUCAUUUCAAGACUUUCCUGGACCUCUUAUUGUUCGGUCAGAUGUAAUAGAUCUUCGUUUCUGAUGAUGUUAGGCCAGAAAAUACGUUAAAUUCUUCGCAGACAUUCGUCAAUAAAAACCUGCAGUUUGUCUAUAAAGAUUUUUGAGGUAUACUGGUCAGAUAUCCAAAUAUGGUUGAGCAUGUUGAAUGCUUGUUGAGAUUUUCGUAUCCUCAUACGAAUAUUAUUUUCUGUGCCUCCGCUUUAUGUUAUGACACUUCCAAGAUACGUAAAAUUUUCCACAAUUUCAAUCUGCAUGUUGUUAAUAGUAAGCCUUAUCUUGUUUCUUCCAUUUAUUCUCACGGGUUUGGUUUUAUUAAUAUUGAUUUUAAAACCUAUUUUAUUUGCUUCAGUGGAAAGUUUCCAAUUUGUCAGCCACGUCUUGGAACCUUUCUCCUCGCAGGCAGAUAUCAUUGGCGUAUUCUAGAUCGCUUAGGCGUGUGGUUAAUUUCCAUUGUAUAACUCUUGUGUCGGAGUCUAGUUUGGAGAGAACAUAGUCUAUAGGUAUGUUAAAAAAAGGAGAAAGCACGCAUCCCUGUCUGACUCCAGUAUGUUAAAUUCGUCACUGUUGAUCCCAUUGUGUGUCACGCUGCAUUUCGCCUUAGUGUACAGUAACUUUAUAAUGGAAAUUAUUUUUUGCGGGAUGCUUUUUAGCUGUAAAAUUUUCCAUAGAGCAACAUGUGAUAAGCUGUCAAAGGCACGCUCGAAAUAGACAAAAACUAUAUGUAAGGGUAUGUUCCAUUUAAACGAUUGUUCCAAUAUUCCCCUCACAGUAGUCACCACCAAACAGAGCAUAAAUGAUGAUACUAGGCCAUCAAUUAUUAAAGUACUUGCUAUCUUAAAAAAUACGAAAGCAUGUAAGACUAAUACUAAGAAUUCUUGAAAAUAAAGGCCAAGAAUGCAAUUUACAGACUUAUGCUCGAAAAUAUUAACUAAAAUAAAAAAAGCACAACAGUGGCUAAAAUCUACAUUUUUAACAAUGAGAAGUCUCAGGCAAGGGGUUUUUGAAAAUUAGUCUACUGUAACCUCGGAUACAAAAUUGUCGUUGCUCUCUUUGUCUAUGGCAUUGUAUGUUGAGUUCAUUGCCCUUAAUUUUAGCGCCGUAGUAUCUACUUGACUAUUCGAAAACUAUUCGUUUAAUAGAGUGAAAAAAACAUUUCUUGGUUGACUCAACGUAGUUACUAAUACAAGAAAUAGAAAUAGUCGUAUCUUUUGCCCUAGCAUAAAUACAUUUUCACGCUUACUGUCAUGUAUAUACACGUUUUUCUCAAAAUUUGUUUGACCUUAGAGAUACACCCGAAGCAGCCGGAAUUAAUAGAGUGUUCUGUGUACUUGUGAAAACACGCAGAUUGGACAGACCAAAAGAAGCAAUGGCAUCCACAUAAAUGAACACAAAAUAAUUUGUUGUUUAUAAUUCACACAUGCAAUAUUUGUGUGUCUUUCUCUUUGUGUGUACGGAGAAGUUUGUUUUCGGAGUUUGUCCAAAUUGUUCAAAUUGGACUUUCUGUUUCCAAAUUUAUGACACCAUAUAUCUAAUGUAACAACUAAUACAAUGUGUCACUAAGAAAUUAGUACCUUUUCUUGUAUUAUAUUUGUAAGCUUUAGCUGGCUGUUCUGGCUUUCAAAAUAACAUAUAUAACACUCACGUAGACUCAUAACUUAGCUGUCUUUAUAUCCUUAACCUAUUUUUUAUGUAUAAAAGAAACCUACAACAAGGCAUAACAGUAAUCCUGUGUUAUCGACACAUAAUUAUUAUGAUUUGAAUCAAUUUUAUACCCGGAAAACUUAAGACUAAAAUUAGAAUGUCUUCUAUAAAAAAUAUGUAUAGAUAAUUUAAAGAAUAUUUAGUAUAUGUUACGUAAUUUGUGCUUAUGUGGGCCUUUGUUUAAGUUGAGUUGAAGUUGAGUCGAUUUGGUGUAAGGAAAAUUUGUUAGCAGCAUUUAUUUCAGCACCUUCGACUUAUAGGCACGUGUCUUUCUAAUUGAAUGCAUCCAGCCUUAGAAGACUGGCUGACAGCUGUCAUAAUUGGCAUCACAGCUUGGUAUGAGCCAAAGACUUCAUCAGAACAAUCCUCCAUUGACCCAUCUCUCUGACAACUCGUCUCCAUGCUCUACCUCCAAUAGAUUUUUAAGUCGUCCUCUAGGAUGUCUUGAUAUCUAAGUCGUGUUCUUCCUCUGGCUCGUUGUCCCAUCAGCCCUCUUCGGUCAAAACCUUUUCUGACUGUUGCACUUUCCUCUCGCCUGAUUACAUACCCUAUCCAUCUAAAGCGUGCUACCUUAAGGAAUUUUACAGGUUCAUCGAAACUUCUAUACAACUCCAAUCUUGCUCUUUUAUUCUUCCAUUUAUUCUUCUUACAGUACAGCGAAAUACAUCAAAACAGUAAGCGAAUACAUCUACCUGAGACAGAUAAUGAAAGUUAACAAAAAAAUCAACCUGCAGAAAUUACCAGAAUAAGGUUAGCGUGAGCAUGAUUUGGAAAACUGAGUUGGAUCUUAAAAAACACUAAAAUAGAACACUAUUUGAAAACCAGAGUUUACGAUCAGUGUAUCCUCCCUAUACUCACGUAUGGUUCACAGACGUGGACACUCACCAAGCCUAAUAUGGAUAAAAUAGUAAAGGCACAAAGAGCGAUGGAAAGAUCAAUGCUCGGGCUGAGACUUGUAGACAAAAAAUAAACAAAUGGAUUAGAAGCAAAACCAAAGUAAAAGACGCAGGACACAAUGGAGUUUCGCAAUGGACCUUCCAUUAAUAAUGUUAAUAAUAAUAAUUCUGUCUAAUUAAUAGACAAUGGUGUGGUUCCACGGUAGAAGAACUAUUUCGCGCAGCAGCCGAUAGAGGUUUCAGGAACUUGUAAACAUGAUGACGGCCAACGUCUGAAUACAGACACGGUACUUGUAGAAGAAGAAGGUCCUUCUGUGUAGGGCACCAGGUUUCUGCUCCAUUUGUUAGCUCUGGUCUUAUUAGUAUUUUAUAGACGGCCACUUUAAUUUUUCUGGGUAGUUUUGGUUUUGAGGCCAUCUGUCUUCUCGAGCCACAGUAACACUUAUUGGCACCAGGUUUCUACCCCAUUUGUUGGCUCUGGUCUUAUUAGUAUUUAUAGACGGCCACUUUAAUUUUUCUAGGUAGUUUAGGUUUUGAGGCCAUCUGUCUUCUCGAGCCACAGGAACACGUAGUGGCAAGCACUAUUCUUCUUUUUUAUUCGUUGACGUUGUUAUCUCUAGUCAAUAGUGAGCCUAGGUAUGUUGUUAUAUUGGGGUUAGUCAGAACCUUCGAAGCCGCAACUUAGGGAAUACAAAGGCGAACACCUUUGAGCUAUCUGAUAGGAGUGACGUCGUGUAAACUAGCUGAAGGAGCUUAUAAGAGCUGUCAACAGAAGUUUCUUACACAGAACGUACUCAACCUAUACUAUUAUUGUUUUGAUGAAUUACUCUUUUUGGUGUUUAAUUCAUAUAGAAUAUUUUUAUAGAUCUCUGUAUAAAUAAUGCGAUGUGAAGAUUAAAUCCAAGUAUUGGAUUUUUUAUUCCAUGUUAAUCUUUCUGAUAAUAAGACAUUAUUGUGUAAUAAUAAUAAAUUAAUAUAUGCUUCAAGAUUAGAAAACGGAAUCAUACACUGCCGAAUGAAUAUACAUAUUUAGAUAUUCAGUAUUCAGAAAACGUAUUUCUUUUUCUUUCUUUUAAAUAUAAUAAAUAAAACACUUUAUUAACGCUUAAAAGUUUCGACUAUCUUCGCCAUUUUCAAUAAGCACUUUAAUGAUACACAUUAUAAUUAUUACUUAAAUAUAAAAUUUAAACCCAAUGUUAAUAGAGAUCAGCAGUCGGAUGCUGUUUAUAAAGUGAAUUAUAGAGACUGUAACUCAACAUAUAUAUUGGGCAAACACACCAAUAUCUAUAUAGAAGGGUUGUUUCACACAAAAAUAAUGUUCAAACCAACAAAUUAAACACUACAGCCUUAGCAUUCUACAGAAACUUACAAUGCUUUUGACUUUGAAAAUGUACAUAUUUAAAAAAAGAUAAUAGAACUACAACAAUCUAUGUAUAUUUGAGCCUCUAAAGGCCUGAAAAUUGGCCUUUAAGUAAAACUCAGAUUUGUUUGAACUUUCAAGUUUUUUCAAAGUCAUUAUCAAAAACAUACUGAAAAUAAUAACUACAUUAUAAACUAAAAUUGUAAUUAAUAUACAGGCUUACCCUUGUGAAGAUACAUUUUAGGUUGGUUUAACAUGGGACAGAAGAAGAAAACGAAAAAAAGAAAAGAGAAAAAAGAAAACGAAACAGCAACAUUCUUUUACCUGUCUGUCACUGUUCCAAUGCUUCUGCAACCUUCAUCGCAAGCUGUGGCAUAGCUUAUUUUACCAUUAUCAAUUGUAAUUUCGUUGCUAAAUCUACCUUUACAUUUAGUUACAUACAUUUAGGAAUCUUUCUUAUAAUCCUUGUGUUUAAAUCUAGAAUUAUAUACGUUUUAAAAACUGAAUCUGAACUGAAUAUCUGAAUCUGAGUAGUUAUUGUGCUUUACAUAAAAAUGAAAAUAAAACGAAAAAAGUGAUUGUAUAAUUGCGAGAAACGAAUUAGGCAGACUAUUUUCUGUCAAGCACAAAAGAAUAUUACCAAAAAUAUUAUUCAAAAUGUAUUCCUCGGAAUAUGACAAUCAGAAUAUAAUAUAUUCAACCCUAUACAAUCAUAUUAUGAUGAUGAGUACAGCAUUAAAACCAGAGGAAGUAAGAAUAAAUAAUGAAAUUUAUAUUUAGACAAAAAAUUGGAAAUAUUGAAAUAUUAUCACAGAGAGUUCUGUAAAUAUAGAUCAAGCAGAUUUUCCAUUUUUAAUAUUCUUCAUUCUUAGAUGUAUCACAGGCAUUCUUAUUAGUGUGCUACUUCGAUACUUUAUUGAUAGUUUUUAUAUUCAGUCUUUAGUACUAUAAAAUUAUAUCUGUGUUCCAAGUCUUCCAGUCAAUUGACACUUAUUUUAAUAAAUACAUGAUAUGUAAUAUUUUCCUCUUAAGGGGCAGUUAUAAGAUUUAACAUCCCGCUGCCCUAUAAUUUUUCUAUCCCCUUUUUAAUUGUGAUCGGUGACUAUCUUUAGUUUUACCAAAUCACUCUAGCUCCCUAGUUAAAUGAAACGCAAUCUGUUCUUAAGCAUGCUCCAGAUUGAGAUAUUCAUAGGAGUAAUUUCUGGCGAACUGGGAGGUCACGGUUUGUUUCCACUUUCGCCAUGUGUUACAAGCCUGCAUAUAUAGUACAAAAAUGCCAAAAAUUAUUGGAAAUACAUUCUUGUUGUCACAUUCUGAUGAAAAAUACUGAAGUAGUAUUAAUCAUAAGUCUUUUGAUUUUAUUUUCCCAUUAAAUAUACUGUAGAUGUUAAAAUAAAAUAAUUAAAGCAAUGUAUACCAUG